GACCAGGGUGAAUUCGUAGAAGAGGAAGAGGAGCCAUUGGACAUCACGUGGCCAGACACGUGUCGACGGCGUGUUACGUACCUGCUGCUGCUGCCUAUCGUGCUGCCUUUAUGGUUGACUCUACCUGACAUGCGCAAACCGCAUCUUCAAAGGUGGUUCUUCAUCACAUUCAUUGGCAGCAUCGUUUGGAUUGGUCUCUUUUCGUAUUUGAUGGUGUGGUGGGCAAACGAGGUGGGAGAAACAAUUGGCAUCCCGGCAGAGGUGAUGGGUCUGACGUUCCUAGCUGCCGGUACGUCCAUCCCCGACCUGAUAACGAGCGUCAUCGUCGCCAGGAAGGGUCUGGGAGACAUGGCCGUAUCCAGCUCAGUUGGAAGCAAUAUAUUUGACGUCACCGUCGGCUUGCCGUUUCCAUGGCUACUGUACAGCGCCAUCAACCUUGGCGAGCCGGUGAUCGUGAAUAGCAAGGGCAUGCUCUGCUCGAUCAUCCUUCUCUGUUUGAUGCUGCUGAUAGUCAUAGUGAGCAUCGCGGCGUUCCAGUGGAGAAUGUCCAAGCAUCUAGGCCUCGUCAUGUUCUUUCUCUACACGGUGUUUGUCACCCUGAGUCUGCUAGUGGAGUACGAAUAUAUCCCUUGCCUUUGAACGACGACUCGUCACUCGAGCCCUCCCUGGUAAGCGGCUAGCGCUGGCAGCGCUCGCGGCGGCGGCGAGUGUAAGUUGAAUUCGGAAGCUGUCAUGGAUGCGGCGACACCGCGCAUGCACUUCACAUGAUCAUCGUCGUCA
Messenger RNA from Priapulus caudatus, 780 nucleotides. Its product is annotated as sodium/potassium/calcium exchanger 2-like. The transcript is spliced from 4 exons. Gene Ontology annotation, biological process: intracellular calcium ion homeostasis; calcium ion transmembrane transport. NCBI's taxonomy places the organism in Eukaryota, Metazoa, Priapulida, Priapulimorpha, Priapulimorphida, Priapulidae. The record is from RefSeq and is a predicted model, not a curated record. Gene Ontology annotation, molecular function: calcium channel activity; calcium, potassium:sodium antiporter activity. The annotation marks the transcript as partial. Gene Ontology annotation, cellular component: membrane.